Molecule: messenger RNA, 960 nt
Organism: Ostreococcus lucimarinus CCE9901
Lineage: Eukaryota; Viridiplantae; Chlorophyta; Mamiellophyceae; Mamiellales; Bathycoccaceae
Exons: 6
Coding region: 1-960 (319 amino acids)
Biological process (GO): nucleotide-sugar biosynthetic process
Molecular function (GO): GDP-L-fucose synthase activity
Source: RefSeq, a predicted model, not a curated record
AUGACGAAAAAGGUGGUGCUCGUGACCGGUGGAAGCGGUCUCGUCGGAAGCGCCAUCCGCGAAGUCAUCGCGGGCGAACGACCGGAGAACGAGGAGUGGAUAUUCGCCUCGUCCAAAGAUGCGGAUUUAUGCGACCCGGCGUCCACGGCGGCGAUGUUUGAAAAGUACAAGCCGACGCACGUGAUCCACCUCGCGGCGCAGGUGGGAGGGCUGUUCGCGAAUAUGAAAUACAAGGUGGAAUUUUGGAGAAACAACAUAGCGAUGAAUGACAACAUCUUCCAAGAGUGUCAUAAGCGAGGGGUCGAAAAGCUCGUCUCUUGCCUUUCGACGUGCAUCUUUCCGGACAAGACGACGUUUCCGAUUGACGAAACCAUGAUUCACGACGGGCCGCCGCACUUCUCGAACGAAGGUUACGCGUACGCCAAGCGCAUGGUGGACGUCCAAAACCGCAUGUACAAGGCCCAGCACGGCUGUAACUUCACCGCGGUCAUUCCGACGAAUAUUUUUGGCAAGCAUGACAACUUUCAUCUCGAUAACAGCCAUGUUAUUCCCGGACUCAUCCACCGAGGCUACUUGUGCAAGCAAAAGGGUGAGCCCUUCACCAUCUGGGGAUCGGGCACGCCGCUGCGACAAUUCAUCUACUCCAACGAUCUCGCGCGUUUGAUGAUCUGGACGAUGCGUGAAUACCAAGAGGCGGACCCUAUCAUUCUUUCAGUUGGUGAGGAAGACGAAAUUAGCAUCGCAGACGUCGCGCGCUCUGUCGCUAAGGCGCUCGACUUCCAAGGUGAAGUCAACUUUGACACCACGAAGGCUGACGGUCAAUUCAAGAAGACCGCGAACAAUGCGAAACUCCGCAAAUACCUUCCCGAUUUCAAGUUUACGCCGUUUGACGAAGCCAUGGCGAGCACAGUGAAGUGGUUCAUGGAGAAUUACGAAACACCUGGUGCGGUCAGAAAAUAA